This is a messenger RNA of Octopus bimaculoides (California two-spot octopus), 2081 nucleotides long. Its product is annotated as M-phase phosphoprotein 6. NCBI's taxonomy places the organism in Eukaryota, Metazoa, Mollusca, Cephalopoda, Octopoda, Octopodidae. Gene Ontology annotation, biological process: maturation of 5.8S rRNA. The record is from RefSeq and is a predicted model, not a curated record.
ACCUUAUUUAUUGUUUUCUUUUUACAUAGAGAAGAUAAAGGGAUAAAAAAUAUUUCAUUAUCGAUAAGUAUAGGCUCUAUAUAAAUAUGAAACUUAUACUUAUUGAAAAAUAACAAGGAAUAAUAAUCGUCGGUAAUGGUCCUUGUGAAAGCUGAUAUUGUGUAAAUAUGAGAAGCGGUCUCAAGGCAGUUGCACGUGUAUGAUCUGACAUGGCAGCCGCUGAUAUGAAGAAGACCAAAUUGUCUAAAGCUGUUCUUGGUUUAAAGUUUAUGCAACGGACUGUGAUCCGGCUUGAGAAAGAACAGAACGAAGAUGAAAACAACAGACUCAUUGAUGAUGAGCAUUGGGUCAUUGAUCAGCCAGUAGAGAAAUCAGCUCAGAGCUGUUUUGAAAUCAAUCCAAGCUAUGUUUCCUGUGAAGGUCUGGUCUUUGGAAGAAUGUCGUUUUUAGGUUUCAAUCCUGAAAUUGAAAAAUUAAUGAAAAUUGAUGAUUUAGAUCGUGCUGGCAAUAGAGAAGAUGAGACGUCUGUAGGAGAUGAAGAAAUGGCAAACAGGUUCUCACAGAUUGUUCACUCAGGGAAUCUAAAGAAAAGACAUGGUUAUGCAGAGGAUUUGUUAGCAUCUAAUUCUGGUCCUGGUCCUAGAAAGAGAUACAAACGAAAAUUUCUAAAACCUCUUGAUAUAUAGAUGUAUAUAUUUUUGAAUACCUUUUCAACUCUUCCAUUUUUUAAAAACAUAUUUAAACCAUAUAUGUGUGUGUGUGUGUGUGUGUGUGUAUACACACAUACAGAUAUAGAUACAUACCUGCAUAUAUACAUGCACAUACAUUGUCUUUUUCAUUACACACCACCCUUGCACCUUAUACUUAAUGUGUGUGCUAAUUUUGGUGUCUUAUUUUAAAAGAAAUUUUAGAAGAAUGCCUACAACAUUUAUUGAUAGGGAUGCUUGACACUAAUAGUCAAAAUUAUAAAAUUUCUUUUGACAUGCAGGCAAAACUAAUUUUAUAAAUUUGACUGUACUACACACGCACGCAAUUUUUCGCCUAGUAGUGUUGACAGUAUAUAUAUAUAUAUAUAUAUAUAUGUAUAUACACAUACACGAAUUACACCUGGUAGUGUUGACAGAAUACAGACUACCUGUGGGAAGGGACCACAAAUUAAACUGUAUGUAAUAUAUACUAUGUAUGUGUCCAUAUUACUUGCACACUCAAGUUUUCACAUGCACACCUUUUAUUAGUUCAUCCAUCAUUGUAGAUAAUGACCAAAGGCAUCACAUGGGAGAAGAAGAUGGGUCACAGUGUGUCCAACUGUGGCCAAUCAGUUCAAUGCAUGCUUGGAAGGUUCUGCUAUAGGUUGGGAACUAAUGGUUUGCCAGGACUGAAGACAAGGACUUGUGCAGUUUGUGGGGUUUUUUGUACCCCUGCAAACCUCUGUUAGUGCAGCUUUGUCAGGCAGGGCAGUCUUAUCUUAGACACAAAGCUCUUGGCUACAUCUAUGAAGGCUGCACUCAGAAUCACUGUGGUUAGUGGCUAAGGUGAUGAGAAUAGCAUUCUUUUCAGUGUUAGAUUCAAAGUUCCUAUACUGUGGCUGAAAAAACAGAGAGGAUAUUAAUGUUUGGGCUACUUAUGGUUCUUAAAAGUUUUGUCCUCAAAUAGCCUAUGCACUUUGUAUACAUAUACAAUGAGUUUAUUUCAGUUUCCGUCAGACAAACCCACUCACUUUACUCAGUUUAGGGCUAUAGUGGAGGACACCCAACUUGCCGUGCAAUGGAACUGAACCACAGAUCACUUGGUUAGACAGCAAGCUUAUCAACCACACAGCCUCACAUAUAUAUAGAUUUGCGUAUGUUUGUAUGUGUGUGUGUAUGUGCAUAUUUGACUGCAUAAUCAAGUUUACUCCUCUACUGCAUGGUUUUGGGUUCAAUCCUACUUUGUGACACCUUGACCCAUUAAGUCACACUGUCCUAUAAAUAGGUCACUAAAUAAGAACAUUAAAUAAGCUAUAUCACAUUGUCUCAGUGUCCUAUUUAUAGGACACCGAGUAUUUCCAUUUCUACUUGAAGUAAAGAAGUUUUAAUUAUCUU